Molecule: messenger RNA, 588 nt
Organism: Pyricularia pennisetigena
Lineage: Eukaryota; Fungi; Ascomycota; Sordariomycetes; Magnaporthales; Pyriculariaceae
Exons: 4
Coding region: 1-588 (195 amino acids)
Source: RefSeq, a predicted model, not a curated record
AUGCCUUCCACCAAAACUAUCCUCGCCGGCCUCCUCGCCUCCACCGGCGUCUUGGCCAAGAACGAAACGUCCGUCCCCAAUACGGUCCCUUCGUUAUGGGACGGCGAGUGCUUCUACCCAACCCCAGACAUUGGCUUUGACACCGAGUCGUACCUGGGCCGUUGGUACCAGGUCGCGGGGACCGUUGCGCCGUUUACGGCAAACUGCAAGUGCAUCUAUGCGCAGUAUGCGUUGAAUGACAACGGCACGAUCCAAGUAAACAACACCUGCGAGGCCGCGGGCCGCGCCGUCAACAUCCUCGGCAACGCGGCUCCCGCAGACCCCAGCUACGGUGCCAAGGGUGCGCUCCGAGUGCAGUUCCCGGGACAGCCGGGACCCGCCUGCUCCGGGCCCAACUAUGUCGUUCAGGACUACACUGGCGAUUUUGCCCUCGUCCAGACGUACAACUUUAGCACCCUCUUUGUUCUCAGCCGCAGCCAGCACCCGGAGGAGGCCGUCCUUGAUGCCUGGAUCAAGCGCGCUGGAGACCUUGGCUCGGACCUCUCCGACGUCAUCAAGAACGACCAGACAAACUGCUCCUUCACCUGA